AUGAAGCUCACCACUUCUCUCUCUAUCUUCGCUAGCUUCACAAGCUUAGCAAUAGCCCAAUUCACCUUACCUGCAACUGUCAACCCCAACUAUGACAACCCAACCCUCCUCACAAGCACCCUUACUUGUGGAACUCAGCUCUCUUCCCAGUUCCCUACUUUCGGCUCGCUUCCUUCUUCUCCUCGUAUCGGAGGCCUGGUCUUUAUCGGCAACUCAGAUUCAUCGUUAUGCGGCACUUGCUGGAGGCUCUCACUCGCAGGAACCCGGGAACCGCAUACAAUAUUACUCGCUGUCGAUUCUGCGAGCGAAGGAUUUGUUAUCUCACAAGAAGCUAUGAGGGAGAUUACGGGUCAGAGCGAUGUGACGACAGCUAUUAAUGUAGAUGCUACUGAGAUGGAUGGCUCGUUUUGUGGGAUUUUCUAA
Fomitiporia mediterranea MF3/22 is the source of this 423-nucleotide messenger RNA. RefSeq lists its product as uncharacterized. The coding region runs from base 1 to 423 and encodes 140 amino acids. The transcript has a single exon. NCBI's taxonomy places the organism in Eukaryota, Fungi, Basidiomycota, Agaricomycetes, Hymenochaetales, Hymenochaetaceae. The record is from RefSeq and is a predicted model, not a curated record.